Penicillium argentinense is the source of this 1956-nucleotide messenger RNA. Its product is annotated as IlvD/Edd family dehydratase. The transcript is spliced from 3 exons. NCBI's taxonomy places the organism in Eukaryota, Fungi, Ascomycota, Eurotiomycetes, Eurotiales, Aspergillaceae. Gene Ontology annotation, molecular function: hydro-lyase activity. The record is from RefSeq and is a predicted model, not a curated record. The coding region runs from base 1 to 1956 and encodes 651 amino acids.
AUGGGUUGUUCAACCGGCAAGUCCUGCGAAGGCUGCUCCUGCAGCAAUGACGCCACGAGCCAACCUGUGCAAAUCGAAGACUGCAUCAACGAGCUGGCGGCGCUAAAACGGCGCAACCAAGAGCUUGAGACGCGCCUUCAACUCCAGCAGCGAAAUGGCGCACCCAACAUUGUUCGUCAGCCUGGUCGAACGCUCCGCUCGUCGGCUUGGUUCGACUGCCGCAGUAACCCCGGCAUGACAGCCAUCUACAUGGAGCGGUACUUCAAUUUUGGCAUCACACGUGAAGAAUUGAUGUCCGGCAAGCCGAUGAUUGGAAUUGCGCAGACGGGUUCGGAUAUUGCGCCGUGUAAUCGUCACCAUAUUGAGCUGUCGAAGCGGGUGCGGGAGGGUAUUCGGACGGCUGGUGGGAUUGCGUUUGAAUUCCCUACGCAUCCGAUUCAGGAGACAUCGAGACGUCCGACUGCAACGCUGGAUCGGAAUCUGGCGUAUUUGAGUAUGGUGGAAGUUUUGACGAGUUAUUUCCUUGAUGGUGUGGUUCUGCUCACUGGGUGUGAUAAGACGACGCCUGCUUGUCUUAUGGCUGCGGCGACAGUUAAUAUCCCAGCUAUCUGCAUGAAUGUGGGUCCUAUGCUGAAUGGCUAUGACAAAUCUACUCUGGUGGGAUCGGGCGCGGUGCUUUGGAAAGGAAGAGAAAUGUAUGCCGCUGGCCAGAUUGACGAACAUGAAUUUAUGGACUACAUCUCGCGCUCAACACCGUCAGUCGGCCACUGCAACACAAUGGGAACAGCUUCUACGAUGAAUGCCCUGGCUGAAGCCCUGGGCAUGGCUCUGCCAGGUUCAGCCGCCAUUCCCGCCGCAUACCGCCAUAGAGCGCAAUGCGCCUAUGAAACCGGCAAGCAGAUCGUGGAGAUGGUAGAGGCUGAUCGCAAACCAAGCGACAUCCUCACCCGACAAGCAUUUGAGAACGCAAUCGUUGCGAACGCCGCAAUCGGCGGAAGUACUAAUGCGCCGAUCCAUCUGAGUGCGAUUGCUCAGCAUGCCGGCAUUGAACUGAACAUGGAUGACUGGGAUACGAUCGGCUCAAAGAUACCCCUGCUUCUGAACAUGCAGCCCUCUGGAGAGUACCUGGGAGAAGAGUAUUUCCGCGCUGGUGGUCUCCCGGCUAUCAUGGCUGAACUUCUCGACCAGGGGAAAUUGCAUCAGGAUGUUCUGACCUGCAACGGAAAGACGAUGGGUGAGAAUGUCCGCGGAAAGCAUUCUUGGGAACGUCGGGUUAUUCGUCCUUAUGAUGAUCCGCUGAUGAAGGAUGCUGGAUUUAUCAAUCUGAAGGGCACAUUGUUCGACUCUGCGAUCAUGAAGACUUGUGUGAUCUCGCCUGCUUUCCGAAAGCGAUACCUUUCCAAUCCCGAUGACCCGGAGGCAUUCGAAGGCCCAGUCGUCGUCUUCGACGGACCGGAAGAUUACGAAGAGAGACUGGAAAAGCUCCCUCAAAUUGACGACCAGACGAUCCUCGUCAUGCGCGGUGUUGGCCCGCUGGGUUACCCAGGUGCUGCAGAGGUCGUCAACAUGCACCCUCCAAGCAAGUUGAUCAAGCAAGGAAUUGACGGCUUGUUCUGUAUUGGCGAUGGAAGACAAUCGGGGACGUCGGCAUCUCCCUCUAUUCUGAAUGCUAGUCCCGAGGCUGCGGCAGGAGGUAACCUGGCUCUGCUGAAAGAUGGUGAUAGGCUUCGCAUUGACUUGCGAAAGCGACGGGUUGACGUUCUGAUUUCUGAUUAUGAGCUCCAGCAGCGACGGAAGGAUCUGUCAGGGGGAUAUCCGUUGGUUCCUUCCGGGACGCCCUGGCAGGAGAUCUUCCGUCAAGAAACGGAUCAGCUGUCGAAUGGAAUGGUGUUGAAAAAGGCUGUGAAGCACCAGCGUCUUGCGCAAAGAGAGCUAGCGCCAAGGCAUAACCAUUGA